GUUUAUUUCAGCUAAAGAUGGUGCAGAGGAAAAAAUCUGCUCUGCAGGUGGUGUCCUUUAAAAGCUUCUGCAUUCUUUCACUCCUAGCAAAAUGGCUUUUAAAAACCGAUGACUUGUGAAUCUGUGCACAUAGCUGACAUUACAAGGAUACUGUACAAAAGGCCACAUGCAUUCCAACGGACAUCUCUUGUGAAAGGGAGAUUCUAUGCUUUCAAAUGAAAAGAACAUCCUAAAAACACUGAUCCUUAACUGGAACAAGUAUUAAAGGGACCGCAUCAGAAUGUUUAUUAGUGCCAGGAAAGUCAGAAAAUGCCAAUUUGUGCAGAUACUUGCCACUUGCUUUGUACUGUCUCUCAUGAUUUUCUGGACACCACUUGAUAAUCAUAUUGUGAGCCAUAUGAAGUCCUAUUCUUACAGAUACCUCAUAAAUAGCUACAACUUUGUGAAUGAUAGCCUGUCCCUUAGCAGGGAAAACCUGGACAGGGUAGCAAGAUACCGAUAUUUGAUCAACCACAAGGAAAAAUGUCAACAGCAAGAGGUCCUCCUUCUAUUGUUUGUAAAGACUUCUCCAGAAAACCGGCAUCGGCGAGAUGCAAUUCGACAAACCUGGGGUAAUGAAAAAUAUGUAUAUUCUCAUCUUAAUGCCAACAUUAAAACUGUUUUUGCUUUAGGACGACCAACAGAUCAUAUGCAGAGAGCACAGAUGCAAAGAAAACUUCUAAUGGAAGACCAGAAAUAUAAUGAUUUGAUCCAACAAGACUUCUUGGAUACUUUUCACAAUCUCACCCUUAAAUUACUUUUGCAGUUUGGAUGGGUGAAUGCAUACUGCCCACAUGCCAAGUUCAUUAUGUCUGCAGAUGAUGAUAUUUUUAUUCACAUGCCAAAUCUUGUUGCAUAUCUCCAAAGUCUAGUGGAAAUUGGCGCUCAAGAUAUCUGGAUUGGGCGUGUCCAUCGUGGAGCUCCUCCCGUGAGAGAUAAGACUAGCAAAUACUACGUUCCAUAUGAAAUGUACCAGUGGCCUUCUUAUCCUGACUACACAGCUGGAGCCGCAUAUGUAAUAUCAAGUGAUGUAGCAGCUAAAGUAUAUGAGGCUUCACAGACCCUUAAUACAAGUCUUUAUAUAGAUGAUGUUUUCAUGGGUCUCUGUGCCAAUAAAAUGGGAAUUGUACCACAAUAUCAUGUAUUCUUUUCUGGGGAAGGAAAGGCUCCAUAUCAUCCCUGCAUCUAUAACAAAAUGAUAACCUCUCAUGGACAUGUAGAAGACCUUCAUCACCUUUGGAAGCAGGCAACAGAUCCAAAAGUCAAAAGCUUUUCCUCUAGAUUUUUGGGUAGACUAUAUUGCAAAAUAAUUAACAUUAUGCUUCUUUGCAAACUACACUAUGAGGACACAUAUCCCUGUUCAGCUGCAUUUUCCUAA
Molecule: messenger RNA, 1417 nt
Organism: Emys orbicularis (European pond turtle)
Lineage: Eukaryota; Metazoa; Chordata; Testudines; Emydidae
Gene: B3GNT5
Product: UDP-GlcNAc:betaGal beta-1,3-N-acetylglucosaminyltransferase 5
Exons: 1
Coding region: 281-1417 (378 amino acids)
Cellular component (GO): Golgi membrane
Source: RefSeq, a predicted model, not a curated record